Messenger RNA from Zea mays, 4133 nucleotides. RefSeq lists its product as uncharacterized. The coding region runs from base 1731 to 3962 and encodes 743 amino acids. NCBI's taxonomy places the organism in Eukaryota, Viridiplantae, Streptophyta, Magnoliopsida, Poales, Poaceae. Gene Ontology annotation, molecular function: potassium ion transmembrane transporter activity. The transcript is spliced from 10 exons. The record is from RefSeq and is a predicted model, not a curated record. Gene Ontology annotation, biological process: potassium ion transmembrane transport. Gene Ontology annotation, cellular component: membrane.
ACACCUAGCACUAGUUUUAAGUGUGAACAUGCACCGACACUACACUAGUUAUCUCUUGGUCAAAUUACUCAUCUACAACCCCUCUUUAUAGUAUGGAUAAAGUAAAAAUAAAAAUCCUAACUCUAUACCAAGUGUCCCACAACUCCUUCGACACUUAUGAUAUGAAGACCUUCGUCUUUUGAUUCAUCUUUUCCAGUCGUCGCUUCAAGUUCUGAUCUGAGGGAUUGUUUUCGCUUGUUGGAGUGUAGCUCCCUGCAUUGUGACCUAACUUACCAUUUGUUCUGCAAAACACAUGUUAGUCACAAAUAAUCUCAUGUUGUCAUUAAUCACUAAAACUAACUAGUGCUCUAGAUGCUUUUAGAAGGCUACUAGGCUGAGUAAUUGGCCCAGGCGCAGCCGCGCAGGUAAGGGCAGGGGCGAAGCCAGGAUCUAAAAUUAGGGGGACCAAAUUAGAUUAGGGGGGCUAUUAGAAGUAUUUUUUGCACUAUUUACAUGAGAAUUAGUUAAAAAACUAACAUAUCCUAUAGAUUUAGGGGAGCAUUAGGGGGGACAUUGCCCCCUGUCGUCGCCCCUGGGUAAGGGUUUUCUCCUUUUGUUUUCCAUUUCUAUUUUCUUAUUUUAAUUCACAAAACCAAAUUCAAAUACAAUUAUAUGUUUAAGAUUGCAAUAUUAAGUGCACAAGCAAUAAAAUUCCAACAUGAUGCAAUAUAUAAAGAACCCAACAUGAGAUGCAAGUCAUGUUUAUUUUAUAUGUUAAUUAUUUAUUUAGGGAUAUGCUUAAACCAUGGAACACAUACACAAUUCUUUAUAGGAAUAUAGUAUUUUGAAUGUGUAAUAUAAUUGUAAGUUAAUUCAAAAUUAAUAUCCAUUACUUAUUUACUUUGAGGAACUUAACAUAUAGCCUUUACCAAGGUUUACUUUAAUUCAUAUAAGAAAUCUUUUUUUAAUUUUUUUAUUAUAGAACCUAUCUAUUUUUGAAGAAGUGGCUCCAAAGAUAAGAGAUUCUUGUUUUAAAACACAUUUUCAAUUCAAAAAUUUUAGAUGAUUUUAUUAUGUUUCCAAAAUAAGAUUUUAGGUGUUACACAGAAUCAGAAAAAAGCUGAAACAAAUACGGUCCUUAUUUGCCGCUCGUUUUCCCUGCAUAUCAGUUUGUUUUAGUUUUUGUGUAACCGUAUAUUCACAACUGUUCUCGUUUCCACUGUCCUGUUUUCAGUAAAAAAAAAUAAUAACAGAAAUGGAAGAAAGUUUUUUCGGACGGUUUUCGUCCGUUUUCAUCUCUUCGGAACAGUGGAUCCCUCCCCUCGUUCACCCCACACGUGUCUGGCUCCAGAGCCGUGGUUACGAAACGCUCCACUCCGCUCCGCUUUCCCAGUUCCGGCCACCGAGCAUGGCACCACCCCUUCCCUCCGUCUCCCGUGGUUCGCGGGCGCUCGUCCAAGCAUCCAACCCCAGCUCCGUGCGUCGCGGCGCGACCACCGGACCUAUAAGUACGGAACGCUCAUGUCCGCCUCUUGCUUUCCUACCUCUCCGCCCCCGUUGCCUCCCACCGCCGAGACGACGCGGACUUCGUACCCUCUCACCGACGUGUGCGCCGCUGUCUUCCCCGGCACUCACUGCUGCUGGUUCGGCUCCCGAACCUUCGUCGACUCCGCAUUUCUGAACAGGAUUUUUCAUACAUUCCAAUAACCUCCUAAUUGUCCGAAGGUGUCAUAUGUGACGAGAGAGCACAGAUGUCUCUAGAAGUUGAGAAGCCACCAGAAACGACCAAGCAGCUCAAGCGACAGGAUUCACUCUAUGGUGAUGCAGAAAAGGUCUCCGGCUUCAAGCACCAUGGCUCUGAGGGAGGCUGGCCGCGGUUGCUGCAGCUUGCAUUUCAGAGCAUUGGCAUCAUCUAUGGGGACGUCGGGACAUCACCACUCUAUGCGAUAUCCAGCACCUUCCCUGAUGGCAUCAAGGACCAGGAUGACCUACUUGGCGUCCUCUCCCUCAUCCUCUACACCCUAAUCCUGAUACCAAUGGUCAAGUACGUCUUCAUUGUGCUUUAUGCAGAUGACAAUGGAGAUGGUGGCACGUUCGCCCUCUACUCACUUAUAUCGCGGCACUCCAAGGUAAGGCUGAUACCAAAUCAGCAGGCUGAGGAUGCCAUGGUGUCAAAUUAUGGCAUCGAAGCGCCCAGUCCGGAACUGAGGGUGGCACAGUGGCUGAAGCAGAAGCUCGAGUCUAGCAAGGCGGCAAAGAUUAGCCUCUUUAUCAUUACAAUCCUUGGCACAUCAAUGGUGAUGGGGGAUGGAACCUUGACACCAUCAAUUUCUGUGCUCUCUGCAGUGAGUGGGAUCAGGGAGAAGGUGCCAAGCUUAACUGAAACGCAGGUAGUCUGGAUCUCAGUGCCGAUUUUGUUCGCGCUCUUCUCGGUCCAGCGCUAUGGUACAGACAAGGUCGGGUAUUCCUUUGCUCCGAUCAUCACACUAUGGUUUUUUCUUAUUGCUGGCAUUGGAAUGUAUAACCUCAUUGUGCACGAGAUCGGUGUUCUCCGAGCCUUCAAUCCAAUGUACAUAGUGGAUUACUUCAGAAGGAAUGGGAAGGAUGGAUGGGUUUCACUGGGUGGCGUUAUCUUGUGUGUCACAGGCACAGAAGGAAUGUAUGCAGACCUAAGCCAUUUCAAUAUCAAGGCCAUUCAGAUCAGCUUUAGCACUGUCUUGCUCCCCUCCGUGGCACUGUGUUACAUCGGACAGACAGCUUACCUGAGGAAAUUCCCAGAGAGUGUCGCAGACACUUUCUUUAGAUCCAUCCCAGAGCUAAUGUUCUGGCCAACCUUCAUUAUCGCCAUCCUUUCGGCUAUCAUCGCAAGCCAAGCCAUGCUGUCAGGCGCAUUCGCCAUCCUCUCCAAGGCUUUGUCUCUUGGCUGUUUCCCCAGUGUCCAGGUGAUUCAUACAUCCAAGAGCUACGAGGGCCAGGUUUACAUUCCUGAAGUGAACUUUUUGAUGGGAUUAGCAAGCAUCAUCGUCACGAUCACCUUCAGAACCACCACCGAAAUCGGCAACGCUUAUGGGAUCUGUGUGGUAACCGUGUUCUCGAUCACCACCCACCUGACGACCAUUGUGAUGUUACUCGUGUGGAGGAAGAAUUUCAUCAUCGUCUUGCUUUUCUACGUGGUGUUCAGCUCCAUAGAGCUGGUCUACCUCUCAUCCAUACUGACCAAGUUCAUCCAAGGCGGGUACCUGCCGUUCUGCUUCUCGCUUGUCCUCAUGGCCUUGAUGAUCACAUGGCACUACGUCCACGUGAUGAAGUACUGGUACGAGCUGGACCACGUCGUGCCAGCCAACGAAGUGACAACGCUGCUUGAGAAGCAUGAGGUGCGGCGGAUCCCCGGGGUGGGCCUCCUUUACUCGGACCUGGUCCAAGGCAUCACCCCCGUGUUUCCACGUCUGGUGCAGAGGAUACCCUCCGUGCACGCGGUCUUCCUGUUCAUGUCCAUCAAGCACCUGCCGAUCCCACACGUGGCCCCUGUGGAGCGGUUCCUCUUCCGGCAGGUCGGCCCGAGGGAGCACCGGAUGUUCCGGUGUGUGGCGAGGUAUGGGUACUGUGACAAGCUAGAGGAGUCGGGGCUGUUCAAAGGGUUCCUCAUGGAGAGCCUAAAGACGUUCAUCCAAGAUGAGGCUGCGUUUAAGACGAACUCUACAGCUGGAGAUACCAAGGAGCUGACCGAUCCCAAGGUGUCUGGCCAUGAUUUGGCUCGUUGGGUCGAAAAGGAAAAGCAAAUGAUUGACAAGGAGAUGGAGCGAGGGGUGGUCUACCUUAUGGGGGAAGCCAAUGUCAUUGCAGGACCAGAAUCAUCUGCCGCAAAGAAGAUAGUGGUAGACUAUGUCUACGCAUUCUUGAGGAAGAACUUGACGGAGGGGGAGAAGGUGCUCUCCAUUCCGAAAGACCAACUACUCAAAGUAGGGAUAACAUACGAGAUAUAGGGAUUAUGCUGGGCCUCAAGUUACAAUCCUAUGUAUCAACUUGGCCUGAAGUCAUAUAAAGUUUAUGUAUAUCGAGAGAUUCAAGAUUCAAUGUAAAUUAUUCAAUUUUAUUCCUUCCACAUGGUAUCUAUGAAAUCGAUCUCAGCAGGGGCUAUGUCCUUGUUAAGCCAA